AUGACAUCGUUACAAUCCUCCACUUUUUACAACCAUCAAUCACACAACAAUGAUCAGCAACAGCAACAGCAACAGCAACAGCAACAACAUCUGCAGCAACCACAAAACCUGCAGCAGCAACAGGGAUUACCACAAACUCAACAAAGUUCCACUGGUGAGAUACCGUCACAAAUACCUGCUUCGUAUUACGCGACAUUAGACGGUGGUGUAUCUCCGACUUCAAGUACUACAUCGUCAUCAUACUUCGAUAACAUUGAAUACCAUAACCAAAAUAAUGCACAUCAGGUCCAUAACCAGCCUCAAUACCAACAACAUCACCCAUUACACCAGCAACAACAGCAGCAGCAGCAACAACAACCACAGCUUGAACAUGUGCCAUCAAACCACACGGUCAAUGCAACAUCAACAACCCAAGAUGGUUCCAACUCCGACAUGCUUAAUAACAGCGUCACCCCCAUGGAAGACAAUAACAACUUACAUACGACAGCAGAAGCAGAAGACGUGGGGUCUUCUGCUGCUGCGUCAGUAGAGGCAACAUCAACAGAACAACCAUUUUACGUCAAUGCCAAACAAUACCAUCGUAUAUUGAAAAGACGUAUAGCACGAGCAAAAUUGGAGGAAAAUUUAAAAAUUGCCAGAAUCAGGAAACCAUAUUUACAUGAGUCGAGACAUAAACACGCAAUGAGAAGACCUAGGGGUCAAGGUGGUCGAUUUUUAACUGCUAGUGAAAUUGCUGAAUUGGAGAAGAAAAAGAAACAAGAAGAGUUGGAGCAGCAACAGGGGCAACAACAACAGGAGCAGCAACAGGAACAGCAACAGGAACAACAACUGGUGAAAUUGAAUCAGGAACAGACUGUUGGUGGAGAAAGUGUAGAAGAGAAUACAGGAAAUGCCAAUGGUAAUGAUAGUGGUGGUAUAGCUACCGCCAAUAAUGACAUGCGAAAUAUGAGGAAUAACAGUACCAUCAAAAUUGAAUCAAAUGGGGGAGACAAUCAGCAGAGUAUCAAUAACAACAAUAACAACAACGACGAAAACGAGCUAAAUGACAAUUUUGCUGGUGAUGACUUUGUUCCAACUGAGCUAAACGGAGUAAAUAUUGCUGCAGAAACAGACGCAAUAAAAUCGGAGAAUUCAAGCUGA
This is a messenger RNA of Lodderomyces parapsilosis, 1140 nucleotides long. RefSeq names its product Hap2p (gene HAP2). Gene Ontology annotation, cellular component: CCAAT-binding factor complex. Lineage: Eukaryota; Fungi; Ascomycota; Pichiomycetes; Serinales; Debaryomycetaceae. The record is from RefSeq and is a predicted model, not a curated record. The transcript has a single exon. Gene Ontology annotation, biological process: regulation of transcription by RNA polymerase II. Gene Ontology annotation, molecular function: RNA polymerase II cis-regulatory region sequence-specific DNA binding; DNA-binding transcription factor activity, RNA polymerase II-specific. Bases 1 to 1140 code for a protein of 379 amino acids.